AAAAAAAAAAAGUGACAAGAAAUAAAUAAAUAAAAUAUACUUUGUCUAAAUAAAAUGUCUUCACCAUACAGCUCAUCUUGAGCGUAAAGUACUAUAAUUGGUUCCAUUAAACUCCAUUUUAAUCUACAAGUGUAUGCACAAGAUGUUUUGCAAAAUUAAUAUCAAAAGAAUUUAAAUCUUCUACCAUUUAUAUCAAUGCCUUCCCGUAAUUGUUUUAAUGUACUGAAACUUCCAAAUGUAAAUCUAUAAUUGACCAACUAAUGUUCUUCUCUGUUAUGAUGCUCCAUUUUGUCUUUCAAUGCCCUCCCCUACUCACUCGGAAGGAAAUGUAUAGUCCAACAAGCCGUAUGUCUUCACAUUAUCAGUUGCCAAAGACCUUUGACCUGUUAACUGUGUGCCCAAUCAAAUGUUUCCCCACUACAUCUCAAGUUGACACCUAAAAACACACUGAAAAUAUAUAUUUUUGGUUUUGUUAUUUUUGUUUUUUCAUUUGAUGAGUGUUUUACAGGUAACGGAGCACAACGGUAAGUGUUGAUUUUGAUUGAUUGGCUAGGUAAUGUUGCCCACCAAUCAAAAUCAUUCACCCCUUCUUGCCUUUUCCAGUUUUGGGGGAGGAAAACAAAAGUAUUUGUGUUAUAACAAAGUGAAAAAGCACUGUAUUUUACACACAGCUCAUUUGUCAAAUUGACCAUAAAUUCUACACUUCCUGUAUUUUUUCCUCAUGCUGAACUAGAGCAUAAACUUAGAGGGUUUCCCAGUUUUUCUUUUGUGUACUAUCUUUAAAGGCCUUUACAGUUUGUACUUAUUUUGGUAAGAAUGUUCCUGCAAAAUGAAGAUAUACAUAUAUAUAACAAAAAACAAUUCAGAGGGAACAGUUUCAUCGGAAACAGACUAUAAAGACAAAAGCCUGUCCUCAACCACUAAUGCUAAAUGACAAUGAAUCCCUGUUGAGGGAGCUUUAAUAAAUUGAAGCAGAUGCAUUUUCAGCAUGUAUUAUUAAUAUUGUGCAUAUUAAAUAAAGAUGCCUCGGUAUCUACUCGGUUUGUUCCCUCUGCUGUGUACCAAAUAACUUUGUUCCCAAUAAAUAAUUCACUACUCCAACAUUAUAAAAUGGGUCGGGGAGCUGCUUUUUCAUUAUUAUUGCUAUCAUCAGACUCAGUGAAAUAGAAGCGUGGAGAGGAGAAAUUCUACUACAGGGAGCUGAAGGUAAAAAGAAAAUGGUUGUUCAAGACUAUCAGCAUUUAUCUAGCAGAGGCACGAGCUGAUACAAAUGUGAUUCAGCAAGCAGUGUCAAUUAGCAGUCUGCAGUGGUGGUCCUUGCAUGAUCACUGCCGCAACAGAUUAUUUUAGGUGAGCAAAGAGCGUUAUGCUAUAUUUUUGAGAAUACAAAAGACACUCCCCUUCUCUCUUUUUGUUUUCAUGAAAUUGAAAUUAUUGUAAAGCAUUUGUCAUCAGACUACUAAAGCAGUCCUUCAGUUAAAUACUAAAUAACAAUCUCAAACAGAGUUCAAACAUCAUCAUUUGUGAGCCUCUUUCUGUUGAGAUAUUUUCUACAUCCUCCUUGACUGGCCACCACAACAGAAAACCAGUUCAGGCCUCCCAUUAACUGUAUCGUGCCCUGAUAGUAAACCCCAUCUCAAAGCCCUCCACGCCCACUAGCUAGUCGUCUUUUUUUUUCACCCAAAUGUUCUCAACAGAAAUCAUUAACAUCUACGUAAAAAAUAAUUUUUAACAUUUUGCAACUAUUUUACAUUAAAUCAUACACACAUUCCUUGAAAUAAAUACACAUCCGAUAUUAUCACAAACACUGGCUCCAUGAGCAUGCUUUUAAAAAAGUACUCUAGAUUCAUAAUUACUCCAGUGCAUUCACACUAUGUAACACACCUGUUCCUUAUGCUGUGAUGGUGUCAGCCUUUGUUUGUUUUCAGUUAACUUUUGUCAAUCAAUUCUGAUACUUGAUGUUGACUAUGUUUUGUUCACGAAGCAAAAUGCACUUGAGAUUAGCAGCUGUGUGGAAGGAUAAUUGUAAGGACGAGAGAGAAACCCUGAAAAUGAGCCAUGUGGGUACUGAAGCAAAUGAGACUCCUUCCCAAACAUCAACCAUAAUGACAGUGUUUGCUGAUUGGCUUCGUAGAAUAAUAUUUUUCUUACCAGCCUUGAACUGCAGCUGCUAAUUUCCCCCCGAAUUGUCUUUUUUAAAUUUAUUUGUUUUUUUCAAUCUCUCAUUUGUUUUUGUUUUCUUUAUUUUCUCUUUAUUUCAUUUCCUUCUCUAACUAAAUAAAAUGUGGCCACCCUCAUGAGCCUCUCAUUGUGGCCAUAAGAAGCUUGUGAAAUUUUGAAUUAUGAGUAUGGUACGCUUGAAUUGACUCCAGUGGCGCCCCAAUCCUUUUUCCUUAGCAGGCAGCAGAGCGACCACUGGGGUGAAUCUGAUUGUUUUGGUUCAAAGUUUAUUUAAAGGGGAGGGCAGGCAAGUGUGCUUUGAAGACGGGUGUCACUGAUGACAGGGACAGGGGUAAGGGGGAAAAAAAAGAAGGAAAGGGACAUGUAGCUGCAGCUAAACACCUUGAGGUGGCUUUUUUUACUCUCUCUGUGUUUCCCCUAUUUUUCUCUUCUCCUCAUGUCAUUGUGUUCUGCAUCAACCCCUUUACAUCCCUCAGAGCUUCGAGAAGUCCGGCGGGUACCUCCUCGCUUCUCCAUUCUUCCAGAAAGUAAAGAAAUAAUGCCAGGUGGCAGUGUGAACAUAACUUGCGUGGCAGUGGGAUCGCCCAUGCCUUAUGUCAAGUGGAUGCUGAACGCUGAGGACUUAACGCCAGACGACGAGAUGCCAGUUGGCAGAAAUGUUCUUGAACUGAGCAGUGUCCGUGAGUCAGCCAACUACACCUGUGUGGCCAUGAGCAGCCUUGGCAUCAUUGAAGCCGUUGCACAGAUCACCGUAAAAUCUCUCCCUAAGCCUCCAGGUACCCCUGUGGUUACCGAAACCACAGCCACUAGUGUGACCAUUACGUGGGACUCGGGAAACCCAGAUCCAGUGACAUACUACAUCAUACAGUAUAGAGCCAGAUCCCCAGACAGCAAGUAUGAAACAGUGGAUAGCAUCACCACUACACGUUACAGCAUUGGUGGCCUCUACCCAAACACAGAGUAUGAAAUACGUGUCUCAGCGGUGAACUCAAUUGGACAAGGUCCACCCAGUGAGCCAGUUGAAACUCGAACUGGUGAGCAAGCUCCCGCCAGUCCACCAAGAAACAUUAAGGCCCAAAUUCUUCCUCAAAAUACCAUGAUGGUGCAGUGGGAGGAACCUGAGGAGCCAAAUGGGCAGAUCAAGGGAUACAGAGUUUACUACACUAUGGAUGAUUCGCAGCCCAUGAGCCUCUGGCAAAUCCAUAAUGUCCAGGACAGUCUCAUCACCACCAUUCAGAGCCUAGUUCCUCAAGAAACAUACACAAUCAAAGUCCUUGCAUUCACAUCUGUUGGUGAUGGACCUUUUUCAGCCCCAAUUCAGGUCAAAGUAUUACAGGGAGUUCCAGGUCAACCAUCCAAAUUCCAAGUCGGUGCUGUGUCAGACACUAGCAUUGAGCUGACCUGGGAACCUGCAUAUGAGAAAGAAGGAAUUAUAAAUUAUGAACUUCGUUAUAAGGAAGGCGAUUCCGACACCCAGAUGAAGAAAACAUUUGGACCCACAAAAUCAUAUGUUGUGGAAAGUCUUCGUCCCAAUACAAAGUACCGCUUCUCCCUGGCGGCCGUCUCUAACAAAGGCAUUGGGGCAUUCACAAAUGAAAUUUCUGAGAGGACCUUACAAGCCAAACCCUCAGCUCCCCCUCAAGAAAUUAAGUGCAGCACUACCAGCUCCACCAGCCUUUUGGUAAGUUGGCGCCCCCCACCUCUGAAGAGUCAGAAUGGUGAUCUGACGGGGUAUAGGGUGCGCUACCAAGUGGUGGGCCCUUCAGAAGGGGCCAGUGACGAUACAGACCCCCUGGAGGAGCUGCCAGUGCCGCCAACCGAAGAGCGGGUGUUGCUGCAGAGACUGGAGAAGUGGACCCAGUACCGAAUCACAGUGUCCGCCUCAACUGAGAUUGGGCCUGGCCCUGAGAGUGAGCCCCUAAUCUGUCGGACAGAUGAAGAUGUUCCUGGAGCUGCACCAAGGAGGGUGGAGGUGGAGGUUCUCAAUUCCACAGCACUGAAAGUGAUGUGGCGUUCUGUGACCCCUGGAAAACAAAAUGGUCAAAUUCGUGGCUACCAAGUUCACUAUGUACGUGUUGAAAAUGGCGAAUCACGUGGCCUGCCUCUCAUCAAGGAUGUCAUGCUUGCUGAUGCCCAGUGGGAAACGGACGAUACGGCUGAAUAUGAAAUGGUCAUCGGAGGACUCAAGCCAGAUACCACUUACUCCGUCACAGUAGCAGCAUACACCACCAAAGGGGAUGGAGCACGGAGUAAACCCAAAGUGGUGGUGACCAAAGGGGCAGUUCCUGGUCCGCCGAAUCUGUCAGUAGCUCAAGAUUCAAAGACUUCAGCUAUUGUUCACUGGGACCCACCAGACCUGAUAAAUGGAAUGGACCUGCAGGGAUACCGCCUCCAGUUUGGCCGGAAAGACGUCUCCCCUCUGGCCACACUGGAGUUUGCUCCCCAUGAACGCCAGUAUUUUGUUGGCAACAUUCACCGGGGUGCCACUUAUCUCUUUAAGAUCUCCGCCAAAAGCAAAGGGGGCUUUGGGGAAGAGGCUGUGAAGGAACUCGCUGUUCCUGAGAAUACCCCUGGAGGAUACCCUCAAAUUAACGAGGGCUCAAUGGUAACAUGCUGCUCAGUGCAGCUGUCCUGGUCUCCACCAGUGCUGGCAGAGAGGAAUGGGGUCAUCACAGAAUACACUCUGGCUUAUAAAGAAGCCGGAACAAGAGAAGCGCCACAAGAACUCCGUUUACCUCCCCACCAGUCUAGCUUUGAGCUCAACAGCCUCAAACCAAACUCUGCAUAUGAUGUGAAAAUACGUGCCCACACCAGUAUAGGUCCAGGGCCCUACAGCCCGCCCAUCCAGUAUCGGACCAUGGCCAUUGAUACCACAGAUGUCCCAAAGAAUUUUACUGUUAAGUGGGCCACCAAGACAACAAUAGUCCUUGGGUGGAAGUUUUCAGAUAGAGGAUCACCAUACAAAUGCAUGAUUGAGUAUAACGGGCAAAAGAUGGAUGUGGAUGCUAGGAAGUUGAAGGCAUACAUCACUGGGCUCAGACACAGCGUUAACUAUAAAUUCGGGGUGAAAUGCCAAGAAGGCCUGGAGGGUGAACCCAGGCAUCGUGUGACAGCCAGUACGGCACCCUUCAUUAUGAUCAAGAAACCCAAACUGGAUAUCUACUCUGAGACUGAGAACAAGCUCACUAUGUCUUUUCCAUCAUUCAACAGUGGGGAUGUCAAGAGCUUCUAUGUGGUUGUGGUGCCUCUUAAAAGAACAUCAGGGACAGUUAAAAACUUGAAGAAUCCUGAUGAGAUGGACAUAGAAGAGCUGUUGAGGGAUGUGAUCCCAAAGCGACGUUCGCGGCGUCAGCUGGCUCAACUGGACCAGCGGAGUGCCUACAUCACAGCCUGCUUCAAGAAGCUGCCCUCCACCUUCACAGUGGGAUAUGACCACCCCCUGAGCAGCUGCGAGAAUAAGCCCCUCGAACCUGGUCAGGAAUAUGUCUUCUUCCUGCUGGCUGAACUCAACUCCACUGUGGGGAAAAUGUUUGCAACCAGCCCGUUUACUGAUACAGUGAUGACUCCAGAGUUGGUGGUGGAUCCUUUGCCAGUAGAGACUGGUGAUGGACUCAUCUGGGUGGUCGGCCCUGUCUUGGCUGUGGUCUUCAUCAUUGGCAUUGUCAUCUCCAUUCUCCUUUUGAAAAAUCGGAAGAGAAAAGAGUCUGAGCCACGCACAAAAUGUCUGCUUAACAAUGCAGAUAUUACACCCCACCAUCCCACAGACCCUGUGGAAAUGAGACGCAUCAACUUCCAAACUCCAGAUUCUGGUCUAAGCAGUCCUCAGAGUGAAGCAGAUUUUGACUAUGAAAGUAUGAUGAAUCAUCCUCCGAUCCCUAUCUCGGAGCUGGCUGAGCACACCGAACUUCUCAAAGCUAAUGACAACCUCAAACUCUCCCAGGAAUACGAGUCUAUUGAUCCAGGCCAGCAGUUCACCUGGGAGCACUCCAACCUGGAGGUGAACAAGCCUAAAAAUCGUUAUGCCAACGUCAUCGCCUAUGACCACUCCCGAGUCAUCUUGGCUCCCAUCGAAGGCAUAACAGGUAGUGACUACAUCAAUGCCAACUACAUUGAUGGCUACAGGAAGCAGAAUGCUUACAUCGCCACCCAAGGUCCGUUACCAGAAACAUUUGGGGACUUCUGGAGGAUGGUGUGGGAACAGAGAACAGCAACUGUUGUGAUGAUGACCCGGCUGGAAGAGAAGUCACGGAUUAAGUGUGACCAGUACUGGCCAAGUCGUGGUACGGAAACCUAUGGCAUGACCCAAGUAACCCUGUUGGAUACAAUAGAGCUGGCUACUUUCUGUGUCCGCACGUUCUCCCUCCACAAGAAUGGCUCCAGUGAGAAACGGGAAGUUCGUCAGUUCCAGUUUACAGCGUGGCCUGACCACGGCGUGCCGGAGUACCCAACCCCCUUCCUAGCCUUCCUUCGUAGGGUGAAGACAUGCAACCCACCUGAUGCUGGACCCAUCAUUGCUCACUGCAGUGCCGGCGUCGGCAGGACGGGCUGCUUUAUAGUAAUCGACGCAAUGCUCGAGCGCAUCAAGCACGAGAAGACGGUCGAUAUCUAUGGUCAUGUGACGCUGAUGCGCUCGCAGCGCAACUACAUGGUGCAGACAGAGGACCAGUACAGCUUCAUCCACGACGCGCUGCUGGAGGCGGUGGCCUGCGGAAACACGGAGGUGGCUGCUCGCAGCCUGUACUCCUAUAUCCAGAAGCUGGCCCAGGUGGAAAGUGGCGAACACGUCACCGGCAUGGAGCUAGAAUUCAAGCGUUUGGCCAACUCCAAGGCUCAUACAUCACGUUUCAUCAGUGCCAACCUUCCCUGCAACAAGUUCAAGAACCGACUGGUCAACAUCAUGCCCUAUGAGACCACCCGCGUCUGUCUGCAGCCAAUCAGAGGCCUGGAAGGGUCUGACUAUAUCAAUGCUAGCUUCAUUGAUGGAUACAGGCAACAGCGGGCAUACAUCGCCACGCAGGGCCCUCUAGCAGAGACUACAGAAGACUUCUGGAGAAUGCUCUGGGAGAACAACUCCACUAUAGUAGUCAUGUUGACCAAACUUAGAGAGAUGGGCCGGGAAAAGUGUCACCAAUACUGGCCAGCAGAGCGCUCUGCCAGGUAUCAGUACUUCGUGGUAGAUCCCAUGGCGGAGUACAACAUGCCUCAGUACAUCCUUCGGGAGUUCAAGGUCACAGAUGCCAGGGAUGGCCAGUCCAGGACAGUAAGGCAGUUCCAGUUUACUGAUUGGCCAGAACAAGGUGUACCCAAAUCCGGUGAGGGAUUCAUCGAUUUUAUUGGCCAAGUUCAUAAAACCAAGGAGCAGUUUGGACAGGAUGGGCCCAUCUCUGUACAUUGCAGUGCUGGAGUGGGAAGAACUGGAGUCUUCAUAACCCUCAGCAUCGUCUUGGAGAGAAUGCGUUAUGAGGGAGUGGUAGAUAUCUUCCAAACAGUGAAGAUGCUCCGGACACAGAGGCCAGCUAUGGUCCAGACAGAGGAUGAAUACCAAUUUUGCUAUCAUGCAGCUCUGGAGUACUUAGGAAGCUUUGAUCACUAUGCAACGUAAAAAGCCAUCUCCUCCCCUCAGAAUCCUGUUGCCCCCUCCUCUCCCAACUCAACGGUUUCCUGAGCCAUAGAAACGUUUCAAAUUUGAAAUGACAGCGGUUGAUCAUUUUACCACUGCUCGUUCAGAAACACCAAACAGGAUCCUGUAAAUUUUUAGAAAAUAACACCCGAUACGACCAGAAAAAGAGAAAUUCCAAUUCAGACUCAAGGCAGAGAGGAAAAUUGCCCAUGAUUUCAACUGAAGACAAUUCUCAGCAACAAGCAACCAGAGGCUGUGGCUCACGCUGUGGGAUGGGUAUCAAUCAAAGUGUCAGACUGCUUACCUUACCUCAAGUGUUUCAGUGGAGUAAGUUGUAAACAUUCGUGGACAUUUCUCUUCUAAAAAUAUCUGUAUGACACAGCGGCAACAAACAACCGCAAUUGAAGGAAAAAUGGAGCGAAAAUCAAAGAGAAGCAGAUGGAUGUAGCCAGGACUGGGACACAUGCCUGUUUUGGAUGUAAAAAAAAAGGAUUUAAGUGUUUCUAUUGACUGUUUUUGAGUUUUAUCCUGAGAUAUGGCCAAACUGUGGCGACUCCUAAGUUUUCCCAAACUUUGGUCAUUUGAUCAUCAACUGAAAUGGAACAAGUAAACCGGCCAUUGAAAGAAAACCUUGAGUUUCUACACAAUUCUACAUACAAUUACAUUAUGAAUAGUUGUGCAGAAAACCUCCUCUACAAUUUAAGAAAAUGUCACCAAACUGCCUGUAAGCACAAAGAGCUUUAAGAAAGCACACUCCCAGUGGUUGUCAAAAAGAAAGCAGCAGCACAUAUCGUAAAUUUGUUCCAUUGUAUUAAUGUGUAAAGCCUGCCUCCUAAGCCAGGUGACCCUAGUAUAGUUAAAAUCUCAACAGGAUAUUUCCAGGAAAAACUUCCUACAGAAAAAAUGGCAAAGAUUAAGGGAAAACCAUGUCAGUCAUAUGAAUCGUUGGCUUUGCCUCUCAUGUGGAUGAUGCAAACAGUAACCUUGUCCCAUGUUUUUUAACAAUCUUGUCUCUCUCUUAAACCAUGGCGCCAAGAGGCUGAUGCAGAAAACAUCCACCCCUCAGUCCAGUGAGAAGAAAAGGCUUUGGAACAACCAAACAAAGAAACGCUGCCAAAUGUGGGCCUUUCUUUGUGUACAGUGACCAAUAGUCAUCAUUAUUGUUUGGAACUUUUUUGUCCUUUGAGGACAAAAAUCUAUUUUUCUUUUCUCUCUUUAAGUUCUCUCUUCUGUUAAAAACCAAACAUGCUGCUUAUCUUGUGUAUGCUGAGCGUGUGACUCUUUGGAUAAAGAGCAAACUGAUGAACAAAAAAAUGCCAGCUCUGCCAACUCCUUGCGCCCAGGUGGGCAUGACAGAAACGCAUCCACAUGACGUCAUUGUCCACCGCUGCUUUUUUUAUCCAGUUUUCAUUUUUCUCCAGCCUCCUCUAUAUCCACCUCUAUCAUUGUACAAGAAAAUCAAGAGCAGCAAAGACCGCUUGCAAUUGCAAAGGUGUACAUUAACAUUGUUGACAAAUUGGCCCCGAGUUUCACUGAAUGUGUGGUUGGUAACCGGUCAACAAACAAAACAAGACGCUUUGGUGUUUUCCCCCUCUAUUUUAUAGACGAUGACCCAGUGGGUGACACAGCCAGAGCAAGUAGCCACGUCGGAUCCCAAUGCAAAAUUUCUCGUUACCUGCACAUCCCCAGGGCAAGACAGAGAAAAAACUUGAAACAAACACCCCAAUUCAACUGCAAAACAGUAAAAGCUAAAAUCACCAAGAUUUUAUCUCAAAUACGGCGCUUUGGUACACAUGAGCGAAUGGAUUCUGUGAGGGCUUUCUGGCAGAUGUGCACAAAAAAAAACAUGAAGCUAUGGACAGAACUGUGUGUGAUCUUUUCUGAUUUCCAAAACAGCCUUAUUGUUAUUGUAACACUAUGAAAACAUUAAUGUUGUAUUAUGAUGACUUAUUUUACAUGACAUAGUUAGCUUUUAUUUUCUGUUUCUGGUUUAGUUUUUUUUCUAACAGAGAUGUGUUUGUCACAUUUUUUUUAAUUAGCAGAAAAAAAGAGAAAUGCUUAUAUGUUCAUAUUAUGUUAAAAGACAUUCUAUUUUUUCACCGUAGAAAUCCUAAGUAUAACAUGACAGUGUAGGGGUACAUGUAUUUCUAUAUAUAGAUAUAAGGCUAUAUCUAUAUAGAGAGAUUAAUAAAUGCCUAAUUACGCAUGCAUAUAUAUUUAAAUGCAGAAUCAGAAGAUAUAUCCAAACAAUUAGUGUGAAAUGACAUUUUCUUUUCAUUCAGUUUGUUUUAUACCUGUUAUCUUUAGUCUUUGAAAAUAUGUUUUUUAUUAUUAUUAUUAUUGUUGUUGUUAUUAUUAUUGUGUAAUUCUGGAGACCCUGAAUGUCUCUUCAAGAACCCUGAGGGGAUGCCAUCUUUGUGUUUGAUCUUGUUUUUUGCUUUUGUCCAUUGAAAUUAACUCGUACCCACAGGGACACUAUUUUCAAACAUUGUCCUUCAUCAUCACUAUGAUGUUAUGUUUGGUUAAUUUUUGUAAUCUGUUCUGCAACUGUCGGGGUUUCAUCGCUCAGCAUUUUUAAUGUCUAUAUCAGGCCAAUGAUGUACUGUACCUUGUAUGAUUCUGUACAGACCGUAACCCUCACAAUCUGAAGAAGAAAAAACCUCUUAAAGUUCUCUUUUUUUACUUAUAUUUUCAGACAUAAUGUUACCAUUGAUUUUAUUAGACAUCCACUAUGAUCUAGAGUAUAUGUGUAAAUAAACAAAUAUAUAUAGAAUAUAUGUAUCAUUUGACCCUAAAGAUCUCAUAAUUUUAGUGGGGAACACUAAUGCACAGAUCACAGUUCUGCUCAUUUCCAGCUUCUUGCUGUUUGCGAAACCUGUUUUCUCAAACCUUCUUUCUCCAGCUCUGCUCCCUGGUCUUUAAUUACCUCUCUUUUUUCUGCCUUUAAUUUCCCCUGCUAGCAGUCAAACUGGGAAACGUGCCAGCCUAUGUUCCCACACCCGUUGCCUGAAUGAGGGGAAAACAAAUCUUGAUCAGUGAUCCGCGAGUUGGAUUAAACCAAUAUGUUGGUUCACUCUCUACCAACUAAACACAAGAAUCAUUAAUCAUUUUCAACAUAGACAAAAUUUACUAAAGGAGCUUCAAAAGAAUAAAUUACAAGGGCAUAGAUUCCUGGAAGUACUACUUUUCUCAGAGGCAUUUCACAGAUCUCUGCAGGAAUGCCAAAUGUCUAACUACCUGCAUUCACAAGGUGUUAAUCCAUUAUGUAUGAUUAGCGAGAAAGGAAAAAAAAAGGUCAUACAUGCUUCAGUUGCGACAUUUAAAAUUAUUUUUCCUGCUGUUGCCUUGUAUAAAACCAUAUUGUUUUUUGUUUAACCAUGUUUCAUGAUGGGAUGCAGAAAGAAAUCCGGUUGAAACACAGUAGUGGGAUGCAACCAAGGACGGACUGAAACUACCAAAAACAUGCUGCAAAUUCACGUCGUAAGAUUUAACGGUGAACUCUAAUCUGUCUGAAUUCAUAGAGACUGGUUAAAGGGCCAAUGCCAGAAUUUGAAGCCGUGGAAGCGUCUUAAAGCUUGUGCAAUGUGUUAUUCUUUUGGUUUCAAGUAAAGAUGCUAACUCUUGAAAACAACCACAAAAUUACCUGGAAUAUGUUGAUAAAUAUUGUGGAAAGGUUAGGGAGUAACAGUGACCAUAAAAAAAAAAAAACUUAUUAAAAAGAACUAAGCUUAUAUAGUACAUAUCGACAAAAGAACCCAAACUCAGCAAACCAUUUUUCCUUUAUACGAGGGCCAAGUGCUACCACUUUCAAACUGUUACUUCUAACUGAAACAAUAAUUGGUUAAAAGCCACUGUGUAUGUAGAUAUGUUGACUUUGUAUUAAAGAAAUGUUGUCUGAAAAGCG
This is a messenger RNA of Poeciliopsis prolifica (blackstripe livebearer), 11705 nucleotides long. It is a transcript of the gene ptprsa, whose product is annotated as protein tyrosine phosphatase receptor type Sa. Gene Ontology annotation, biological process: protein dephosphorylation. Bases 2618 to 7783 code for a protein of 1721 amino acids. NCBI's taxonomy places the organism in Eukaryota, Metazoa, Chordata, Actinopteri, Cyprinodontiformes, Poeciliidae. The record is from RefSeq and is a predicted model, not a curated record. Gene Ontology annotation, molecular function: protein tyrosine phosphatase activity; protein binding. The transcript has 29 exons.